AUGCCAGUUCCAUUUGAGGGUUUAAUACCAUAUGCUAUUAUGGCAGCCUUUUUUGGCGUCGCCGGUCAUGGUGUUGGUUUCGUUAGAUACUGGGACAAUGGUUGGAAGAAUGAUAGAUUCAACUUAGAUUCAUGGGAUGAAAAAAUGAUGGAAAGAGACUUCUUGUUAACAGGAGUUAAGAGAGGACAAACUAGUGAGGCUGUGGCUCCAGACCAUUUCAAGACAGCAGAUGUCCAAUUACAAAGAUACUGGACACCAUACAGAGACCAAUACUUUGUUUUCAGAGAAAGAUUAUACAAGGGAUAUGUUACCGGUGUGUGGGACUUUUCAUGA
Messenger RNA from Debaryomyces hansenii CBS767, 333 nucleotides. RefSeq lists its product as uncharacterized. NCBI's taxonomy places the organism in Eukaryota, Fungi, Ascomycota, Pichiomycetes, Serinales, Debaryomycetaceae. The record is from RefSeq and is a predicted model, not a curated record. Bases 1 to 333 code for a protein of 110 amino acids. The transcript has a single exon.